Molecule: messenger RNA, 1062 nt
Organism: Kluyveromyces marxianus DMKU3-1042
Lineage: Eukaryota; Fungi; Ascomycota; Saccharomycetes; Saccharomycetales; Saccharomycetaceae
Gene: YNG2
Product: histone acetyltransferase YNG2
Exons: 1
Coding region: 1-1062 (353 amino acids)
Biological process (GO): regulation of DNA-templated transcription
Cellular component (GO): nucleus; Rpd3L-Expanded complex; Rpd3L complex
Source: RefSeq, a predicted model, not a curated record
AUGAAAAAUCUUUGGAAAAAAAAAAAAGGCCUUGCGAUGAGCUUGGGAAUAGGAGAUGAGGCUGGUGUAUCGGCACUUUACAGGGGUCUAGAAGGGUCUAGCAGCGCGUGUGCAAGGAUGUCUGGCAUGGGAGAUCGUCCACAGGACCCGUCGAGUGCGCUCGAGCAAGCCACGCAGGAUGUGGCUAACCUAAAGUCAGAGUUUUCGCACAUUAUGGAAGAGAUGAGAAAUGCGGACUCGAAUCUGGUAGAGAUGAAGCGCAAGUACCUGGGGCAGGACUCGCAGUUGCAGAAGUUUGUGCGGCAGCAGGGGUCUGGGGUUGAGAAUGCGAAGGAGGGGGAGUUGUCGCGGAAGAUUUCGGAGGAGAUGGCGCGGUGUGAGGCGUUGCAAGAGCAGAAGUGUGUGCUGGCGAACACAGCGUUGUACUUGGUAGCGAAGCAUCUGCGGAAGAUCAGCAGCAACAUCGAGUCGCUCGAGGAGGAGGGGCUGCUUGCGCCGCUGGAGGAGGAGCUUCUGGAGGAGGAGGCAGCAGCUGCUGCUCCCACAGCUGUGGGAGCAGUGGCCUCGAGUUCUGGCUCUGGUUCCACGUCGAACAGAAACGGCAGGAAACGGCCUGCCUCGGGCAGCCAAACAGGCAGCCAAACAGGGCCAGGAGGAGCUGGAGGAUCUGGCCCUGGCCCUGGCGGGCCCAGGAAGCAGCGCGAGCCCAAGAAAGAGCGCUCGAGGUCGCACCAGCGCGGCGGAACCGCAUCGUCACGAGACGCAACACCGCAUUCCCAGCAGAGCAGCGGUCCGCUGGCAGACCCUACGCUCGACGGCCUCGGCUACAACGAGGAGCUGUUCAAGAUGAACCAGGGCGAGGAGGACGACAAACAGCUGUACUGUUUCUGCCAGAGCGUGUCGUAUGGUGAGAUGGUUGCGUGCGAUGGCCCGCAUUGCAAGUACGAAUGGUUCCACUACAGCUGUGUGAACUUGACGGAGCCUCCCAAGGGCCAGUGGUACUGUCCGGACUGUCGCCAGGAGAUGGCUGCCCAGAAGGUCAAGAAAAAGCGCAAGCAGUAG